Messenger RNA from Chara braunii, 3589 nucleotides. The record is from the annotation of a GenBank genome assembly. NCBI's taxonomy places the organism in Eukaryota, Viridiplantae, Streptophyta, Charophyceae, Charales, Characeae.
UCGUAGAGAGGGAGGUUGUCCAUGCCAUAGAAAUCAUUCCAGGGAGUAAAACCCCAAAGGGAAGGAUCUACAGGAUGGUUCCCGCCGAGUUAGAUGAACUUCGGCGACAACUGAAAGAGCUGACAGAGAAGGGAUGGAUCCGGCCUUGUACUUCCCCUUACGGAUCUCUAGUACUAUUUGUACCAAAGAAGGGGGGUACAUUGAGGAUGUGCAUUGACUAUAGAGGCCUCAAUGCCAUCACAGUGAAGAACGCAGAGCCUCUUUCUCGCAUAGACGACCUACUGGAUAGGGUGCAGGGAUGCAAGUACUAUAGCAAGAUAGACUUGAAAUCCGGCUAUCAUCAGAUCGCAAUAAGACCUGAGGACCAACACAAGACAACUUUCCAGACUCGAUAUGGUCUCUUUGAGUUUGUAGUGAUGCCCUUUGGUUUUUGCAAUGCGCCGGGAACAUUCCAGCACGCUAUGAAUCGGAUCUUCCAUGACCGUUUAGACAAGUUUGUCGUGGUUUACCUUGACGACAUUCUGAUCUUUAGUAAGUCUGUCGAGGAGCAUGCACAUCACGUUGAGACUGUACGUUCACUCCUGCGACAACACAAGUAUAAGGUCAACCUAGAGAAGUUGCUGGCUCAACAAAAAGGGAAGAAGUUGAGACCGAUUGAGUACAUGAGCAAGAAAAUGCCAUCGAAGAAAUUGGCAAAGUCCACCUACGAAAGGGAACUCUAUGCUCUCUACAAGGCACUUGUCCAUUGGGGACACUUUCUGUUGGGACGAUUCUUCUACUUGAGAACUGACCAUCAAACGCUGAAAUGGAUCAAGACUCAACCGACUCUUUCCGAUGCACUCAAGCGCUGGAUUGAGGUCAUAGACCAAUAUGACUUCAAGCUUGAGUAUCUGAAGGGAGAGUACAACAAGGUUGCGGAUGCGCUAUCUCGUAGAGCAGACUACGUAGGGGCGCUAGUUUCUGAGUUUGGUGUAUCUCAGGAAGUAACUCAAUCGUUGGUGGGAGCCUAUCAAGAAGACCCUGUCAUGAUGGACAUCAUACGCAAACUUCAGGCAAGAGACAAGGCCACAGAAAGACAGAGUGUUUGCGUGGAUUUCAUGGACACCCUGGUGACCAGCAAGAGUGGCAAGAGGCACAUUUUCGUCAUCAUUGAUCGAUUCACCAAGUACGCUAGACUAGUUGCCAUGCCAGAGACCGCAAGGAUUGACCAUGUCAUCAAGUUGUUCCAGGACAAUUGGGUGCGUGACUUUGGUUUAGCAAAGACAAUCGUUAGUGACAGAGAUGUCCGUUUCACAAGUGAGUUGUGGAAGAAGACUGUUGAGCAGAUGGGCAGUCAACUUCAGAUGCCUUCAGGGAAUCAUCCCGAAGCCAAUGGACAAGCCGAGCAGAUGAACAGAGUUGUACAGCACCUGCUGAGGCAUUACAUCAAGCCCAACCAGGAUGACUGGGAUGAGAAGUUGCCUCUCAUCGCCAGCCUGUACAACAACGCUUUACACAGCAGUACCGGCGUUAGUCCUAAUCAGCUGCACUUGGGAUGGAAGCCUAGAUCAGAUCUAGACUUCCUCCUACCUGAAAACCGACCCGCUGCAACUCCAGGCACACUUGAGUAUGGUGUGCAGUAUGAGAAGUUGUUGCAAGAAGUUGUCGAGCACAUGAAGAAAGCUCAGCAAGCAAUGAUUGCUUCUGAGAAUCAACACCGUAGACAGUCCACAUUUCAAGUAGGGGAACGUGUCUGGGUCAAGGCUAGUGAGUUAGGACAGGAAUUCGGAAUCUCUCGCAAACUAAUGCCUCAGUACUUUGGUCCCUGGGAAGUCCCGGAUAUAGUGGGAGAUGAGAUGGAUGGUCCCACAUAUGUCAUUCGUGUCCCUGGACACCUACGCACUCACCCAGUCUUUCAUGCCUCAAAGCUUGCACCUUUCGCUGAGACAGAUCAAUUCCCUUCCAGGAGAUCGAUGUUGCCACCAACCAUGGAUGGUCAAGUGGACAUCGACGAUAUUGUGGAUCAUAGAGAUCUGCCUGUUCAGAAGCCAUUGGGUAGAGGAAGACCUCCAAAACCCAAGCGAGAGUAUCGCGUCAGAUUCAGGCACGAUACAGAUCCAAAGGAAGAUCGAUGGUUCACCAGAGAGGAACUGAUUGACACAGCUCCUCAAGUGGUGGCAGAGUAUGAAAGAAAGUUAAAAGGGAAGGCACCUGCGAAGUGGGUGGGGGUGGACGUUGCUCUUCCUCGUGGACGUGCGCGAAUGGAGGGAUGCGAUGGGGGUGGCCGUGCUGUGCUGUCGCCCAUGGAGAGGACAGUUGUCGUGGCGGCUGCCGUUGCCGUAGUCCGUCGAUACGAAGCGGAGAGGGCGGCGGGCCGCAUGAAGGCAGCGCUUUCCAGGCGGAGACACAGGCUUCUGCUGCAAAGGGUGUUGGACGCCCCGGACUGCAUCACGACUUCGGAGGCCGUGGUUCAGUUGUGCGUUGCAAUCGGCUCCGGUGUGCUUCCCAGGGCGACGCCACAUUGGUGGAUGAGGUGGAGAACUGGCGGGACUUGGGAGGAUUUGCGGGUGUGCGAUGACGCGACAGAUGACUACUUCCGGGAAAAGCUCCGCAUGUCGAGGAGAGUGUUCAUGGAGAUCACCGAAGCCUGUGCGCCUCAUUUGCAACGACAGGUCACGUUUUACAGGGAGCCACUUCAGCCGGAGCAGAUCGUCGCGUACGCGCUGUAUAGGUGGGCAACAGGAGAGUCGUACGUCAACAACACAUCAUCGUUCGGCAUGGGCAGAGCAUCCGGAGACAAGGGCUUUCCCAACUGCCAUGGCGCAGUUGACGGCACACACAUCUACGUGGACAAACCGGCUAACGCUCCGAGCGAGAACUACUUCGACCGCAAGCACCGUUUCUCCGUCAUUGCGCAGGUGGUUGUGGACCUGGAUCUGCGUGUGCUUGACGUCUUCGUUGGCUACCCGGGCAGCUGCCACGACAUUCGGGUGAUCCAACUGUCAAGUCUGUCAAGGCGCGCGGAAGAGGGAACGCUUUUUCGUGGGCCGCCUGUAACACUUACGGGAGGGGUGAGGACGAACGGAUACAUCUUGGGCGACAACGGGUAUCCUCCUUCAGAAUGGAUAGUGGUGUCGUACGGAGGAAUCAAUCAGCACCCGGACGAGGAAAGGUUCGACAACAAACAGAAGGUCGCUAGAGGUGCUGCGGAGAGGGCGUUCGGGAGGUUGAAGGGGAUGUGGAGGCUCUUCCUGCGGUCGCACAAGAUGAACUUGGACACUCUACCGCAGCAGUUCACGGUCGUCUGCAUUCUCCACAACAUCCUGCUAGAUGCUGGAAUCGAGUUCGACGAGAACUUGUUGUGGGAGGUCGACGAGAACGGGGUGAGGCGGCGAGUGGACCUGGGGAUUCAUCAUCCACUGCAGCCAGUGACGAUGCUGACAUCGAUAGACGCCGCACACGUGCUCCGCAAUGCCCUAGCGGAGCGAAUGAAACACAUCUGAUCGUGCGUGUCGCGCCACUCUGCAUCGCGUACACAAACAGAAGCCGUGUGCAUCCGUCGUCGAGUCGCAGCGCUUGCGUCAUUCACGAAUGCGCGCAGUUAGCUCGC